Messenger RNA from Paramisgurnus dabryanus, 3161 nucleotides. RefSeq names its product teleost multiple tissue opsin 2a (gene tmtops2a). Gene Ontology annotation, biological process: visual perception; G protein-coupled receptor signaling pathway. Gene Ontology annotation, molecular function: G protein-coupled receptor activity. Lineage: Eukaryota; Metazoa; Chordata; Actinopteri; Cypriniformes; Cobitidae. The record is from RefSeq and is a predicted model, not a curated record. Gene Ontology annotation, cellular component: membrane.
CCCCGGAUAGCGCGCGUCGCUGCAUAGGUGACGGAUUGUGAAUGUUGUAUUUGAUAAACGUUACUUAAUUUCAGUUUGUAGUCAACAUUACUUGAUUUGUUGUUUAAUUAACCGCAUCGUGUCAAAGUUUAAGAGAGUUUGUGGUUUGCAGUGCGAGUGACUAUUCACGGACAUUUUCAGCAAAUACUUUUAUUCAACGCUUUAAUUCAGCAACCUACAGUUUUGUGACUUUGGAUCACCUGCGCCUUUUAUUUGGACAUUUGAGACUUGCAGCUAUGAGAGGUGGAUUAUUGAAGAUGCUUGGCUCCAGUCGAUAAAACGAUGUGAUAGAGGCAUUCCCGAACUUAGGGCAUGAUGGUCCUGUGGCUAGACGCGAUUCUCUGACUCAAAGCUCGGAAAAAAACUCAUUUGCAGUAGCUUAUUCAACCUUCAUGCAUUACUCACGCAGUAUAACAUAAAAUAACAUGACUUAAAAAAACUAAUGCUAAACAAAUAUGUUUUCUAAAGGGGCUAAUUUGAGUUAUUCAUCCAACGGGACCGAUGAGGAUCAAGAGUGGAGCGACACACCAGCUGAGCGUUUGUCACGGACGGGGCACAAUGUGGUCGCCGUCUUUUUGGGAUCUAUAAUGGUUUUCGGUAUCCUGAACAACUUGAUCGUUCUCGUUCUCUUUUGUAAAUUCAAAACUCUGCGAACUCCCGUGAACAUGCUUCUGCUCAACAUCAGUGUGAGUGACAUGCUCGUGUGUCUGUUCGGCACGACGCUGAGCUUCGCGGCCAGUGUCCGCGGCCGGUGGCUGGUGGGGAGACACGGGUGCAUGUGGUACGGCUUCGUCAACUCCUGCUUCGGUAUUGUAUCAUUGAUCUCUCUGGCGAUCCUUUCGUACGAUCGCUACAGUACUUUAACGGUUUACAACAAGGCAGCUCCAAAUUACAGUAAACCACUGUUGGCUGUUGGAGGCUCCUGGCUCUACUCUCUGUUUUGGACAGUUCCUCCCCUGUUGGGAUGGAGUAGCUAUGGACUUGAAGGUGCAGGCACCAGCUGUUCGGUCACAUGGACAGCUAACACCCCACAAUCGCGUUCUUAUAUCAUCUGUCUUUUCAUUUUCUGUUUGGGAAUCCCUGUGCUGGUCAUGGUGUACUGUUACAGUCGGCUCAUGUGUGCUGUCAAACAGGUGGGGCGCAUCAGGAAGACGGCAGCACGGCGGAGGGAGUACCACAUUUUAUUUAUGGUCAUUACCACAGUUGUGUGCUACCUCUUGUGCUGGAUGCCUUAUGGGGUAGUUGCUAUGAUGGCCACGUUUGGACGUCCUGGGAUCAUCACACCCAUCGCGAGCGUGGUGCCCUCCCUCCUUGCAAAGAGCAGCACAGUCAUCAACCCUCUCAUUUACAUUCUUAUGAACAAACAGUUUUACAAGUGUUUCCUCAUCCUGUUUCACUGCAAGCACGGCUUUCUAGAGAAUGGACAGACCUCUAUGCCUUCAAAAACUACUGUCAUCCAGCUCAACCGCAGGGUCUAUAGCAACACAGCGGCUGGCAACGCACCCUCCUCUGUUUGCCUCAACCAAAAUGAAUGCAGCAAUCCCGUCUCAGACUGAACCAUUCCACCCGAAAUCACAACUUGAUGUUCCAGGUCCAUACUGUCCCAUGAUGUCAUAAAGUCAUUUCCCAAAUGAUAAUAAAAAGAACUGUAGCAUUACGUGAUGACUAACUGUAGCCUAAAUUGAUACACGUCUUGCCAAUUAUUAAUCAGUAGUUGUAUGUGCGUGCGUGAUCCUAGUGGUUCCUGAAUGUGUGCAACCUUGUUGAUAUACUGUAAGUGCAUAGUGCAAAAAGUCACUGGUAGCUUGUGAAUAUGGAUAUUUCAGGAUCAUGUGCAGGUGCAUGACGUGAAUUAAAGACUGAAACCAUGUUUGAAUGAUACUGUAAGUGUGCAUAAAAAAAAAACUGUUUUAGACUUGUGCUCAAGAAUAGUAAAAUCCUGUUUUGUGUUUUCUUUCACCCUUGUUAUUAAUCUCCUUGGCUGCUGGGAAUGGAGGAUGGUAUCAUCAAGUGUAUCAUCAAUCACAUCACAAAGGUCUUGCUUCAAAGUAAUCUGAUGUCAAAGUGAUCCAGGACAGUACCUCCAAAAAUGGUUAAAGCUGUAAUGGGGCAUAAAGUGUAGUGCACAGUUGCAUAAAUAACCCCAUUCAAAACCACUGAAAGACCUAAAGAUGGAUACUUCCCACAGGCUCAUAUAAGUGAAUUAAAUACACAAGUAAACCAACUACCCCAAAUGCAAGUUGCAAGUCCUCAGUAUUUGUCAUUUUGCUUGUGUGUUUCUCUGAGAGAUCUUGACUUGUAAUUUGACCUUUUAUAUAAAAAAUGUUUACACAAAGAUGAUGCAAGUACAUAUGACGUUAUUUGGUGCAAUACAUAUAAAGUUAUGACGCAAGUGGUGCAGUAGGUGCCAAGUCUACUUAAGCGAUAACUUCCUACUGUAUAUAAACAGACAAGACAUUAUUCAAAAUUAAAUAAUUUUUCAACUUAUGUAUGGAAAGCAAAAAUAGCUACACAUUUAGAUAAAAUCUUACUUUAUAUAAACAGACUAAAUUUACCAAUUUUUACCAAUGCAGACCUUCUGUGAAAACAAGUUCAUUUUCAAAUAUUUAAGAAAAUACUUCAAUAUUUGGUUUAAUUGUAAAUAUAAUGUCAUACAUUUAUAUUACAUUUUUGUGUAAUAUUAAACCGUACCUGUCAAAAUAUUUAUCUGGGUAACUAUGUGCUAUUAGUAUUGGCCAGUUGUUAUCUGGGAAUAACAAACUUGCAAAUGUUGCGACUGUCCAAUCAGAAUCAAGCAUUCCAAUGAGACGUAUAAUAAAUGCAUUUGGAAGACAGUUGUGCUUUCAAGCUUGUGCAUUUGAUCAAUAUGUGUUCCCUGGAAAUCAAACCCUCCAUCUUUGUGCCGCAAAUAUCAAUACUUUACCACCUGAGCUACAAAAAGAAGUCACAUUCACUAUAAUAAGUCACAGACAGAACUACUAGAAAAGAAAUCAAAGAAAAUUUGAAUCUUUAAUGUGGAACAUGUGAGUCAACCACACACAGCAUGGCAAAUGUUUCCAAUAUUACUCUCCGAACAUGUGGUGCGGCAUAUUGCUUGACAAUUGAACAGAUGUUCAUGUAUU